AUGAUUUGCACCAUUUAUUUUCCUUAUUUCUGUCCAAAAAUCUUUACUGUUAAGGAACUUUUGCUAUCCUUUGGCUAUCUGCGCGCAUUUAAUUUAGUUAAAGAUUCCGCAACUGGAUUAAGUAAGGGUUAUGCAUUCUGUGCAUAUGCGGACUUAAACGUAACUGAUCAAGCAAUCGCUGGUUUAAAUGGAAUGCAAUUGGGAGACAAAAAACUAAUUGUGCAACGAGCUAGCGUGGGUGCUAAAAAUGCAGCGCUUAACAUUUUAGCCACACCCGUAACUUUACAGGUUCCAGGCUUAACAACUGUAAUCAGUGCUGGACUAUCUACUGAAAUUUUAUGCCUGUUUAAUAUGGUAACACCUGACGAGCUACGUGAUGAGGAAGAGUACGAAGACAUCUUAGAGGAUAUCAAGAACGAGUGCAAUAAGCAUGGAGUUGUACGCAGUAUCGAAAUUCCACGUCCAGUUAAAGGUGUAGACGUACCUGGUUGUGGUAAAGUGUUUGUGGAAUUCAACUCUAUACUUGACUGUCAGAAAGCGCAACAAGCCUUGACAGGACGCAGAUUUAGUGAUCGAGUUGUAGUGACUUCAUAUUUUGAGCCAGACAAAUAUCAUCGCCGAGAAUUCUAAUUACUUUACGUGUUCAAUUUUUAACUCUUAAUAGGUAUAAGAUAAAUACUUUUUGAUUAGAAAUUGUGGAAUGACAACUUAAA
This is a messenger RNA of Teleopsis dalmanni, 713 nucleotides long. RefSeq names its product splicing factor U2AF 50 kDa subunit-like. Lineage: Eukaryota; Metazoa; Arthropoda; Insecta; Diptera; Diopsidae. Gene Ontology annotation, cellular component: U2-type prespliceosome; commitment complex; U2AF complex. The record is from RefSeq and is a predicted model, not a curated record. The transcript is spliced from 4 exons. Gene Ontology annotation, molecular function: poly-pyrimidine tract binding; pre-mRNA 3'-splice site binding. Bases 1 to 630 code for a protein of 209 amino acids.